AUGCCAAAUGAGCCAAAAAAGCUCUUAGAGAAUCUUUGUGACGGCCUUCAGACUUUCCUCGGCUUCGACUCUGCUUCCAAAGGCUACGAUGGCAGUGGUAUUGUGUACUCUGACCUAGAUAGGCUGUGUGACGGGGUGAUGGGAUUUUUGUAUCAGGUGCUUAAGGAUGUCAGCGAGAAACAGCCUUAUGAAUCAGGUAAGCGAAUGUUUUUAGACCGUUUAAUUCGUGAAAUAUAUGCCAAAUUAUGUUCAGGUGUUGAAGGCUUCAAGAGCGUCGUAGACCGUGUCAUCAGCAGGGUGAAGCAGUACAAUGAGAAAGUUGUAGACUCAAAUGACAAGGUAAGUGAACCGAUUAAUGAACUAUUAGGUAAGGUGAGAGACGAGUAUACCAAGUCAAUUACUAGCAUUCCAGAUAAAACGGACUUGAAAAUCAUGACUCCAGAAGAAAUCGGCAAGAUUGUCUCGCCCGUUGAUAAGUUGAGAGAUGCGUGCAUAAGCAGCGCAAAGUCAUUUGACACCAAACUUACUAAGUUAACUAAGCAUAUUAAUGAUCUUAAUUAUAAAUUGCGUGACAGUGUAAAAACUACGCGUGAGCGUAUUCAGCUUGAGACUGCACGUGUUGAGGCGAUGUCCAAAAAGGAACGCGAGAACUACGACGCGGUUAUAAAGCUGCUCGAAGAUUCCGCAGAAAACUUGAAAAAAGUGGUAAACCAAAAAGUUAAGAAUGAUGUGAGUUCGCUAGUCGCGGAGUUGAAGAGAAGGGUUUCGGAGAUUUUGAAAAAGCUGGAGACAAUUUUUUCCAGUUUGCAGCAGUAUGUCAGCAAGUUGCAGGAAUGGAUUAAGAAAGCAGAUGCCGACGUUAAGUCGGCACACGCGCAGGUUGAAAGUAUAUUGAGGGAAGUGAAUGAGAAUCCCAUGUCGGCAAACAGGCAGAAUGUCGAGGCCGCCGCACUGCAGUUGAAAGGAAAAGCGGAGGAGUUGUUGGCUGCAGGACAGAAGGCAAAAGAGAACGUUGCGGAAACAGUAAAGCUGGCGCUUGCGGAUGUGAAGAAGAUGGACGAGGCGCUUAAAGGGGAUUUGUAUAAGGUGAAGGAUGCUGUUCAGGAGAAGGUAAAGGGUAUUAAGGAGGCGAUCAACGAUGUGACUGAAGAGCUGAAAAAACAUUUUCCAACGGAGGCUGAUAACAAAGUGACGCUUGAAACAACGAAAACGUUCAACGAAUACAAUACCUACGUCGACCAACAACACCUGACUGCCCUUUCCGACCCUGACUUCGACGCCAUCAAAGCAGCAGGCACCCUCCCCGCGGCGAUCGGUGCGAUUAAGACAAAAGUGGAGGAGGCUUUGUCCAAAAUCGACGAAAUGAGUAGUCAAGCCGACACCCAUUUCAACGAGGUUACAACCAGACUCCACGACCUCUGCGAAGCAAUUAAGGUGCCAGCGUACAACGCAAACACAACGCUGAAAGUGUUGAAAGAUACGCAUUUCGCGGAUUAUGUAAAAGGUAGCAAGCGUGCAGAUGACAGCAUUAAAAAAAUUGCGCAUGAGCUAAAUGAGCUGAAAAGCAACCUCGACACCGGUGCAAUCACUGACGCCCGUAGGUUACUUGGUGACAUUCCCAAAUUGGAAGACGAACUUGUCAAAAGGGUCACCCAGUUCGUCACCUGCGAAGUCAAUGUCGUCAAAAAGGAGCUCGCCUCACGCAUCGUCCAGAGCCACGUGACGGUCGUCAAGCUGUUGCUACAGCAAUUUGUCGCCAAGCUGCAGUCGGAGUUAGAGAAACUGCCGGACGCCAUAGAAAAUGACAAGCAUAUCGGAUUCAAGGGUUUCAUGGAGAAACUCUACAACAGCUUCAACGAAAACAUCGUUCCUAAAAAGGAGACAAAAAGUGUCCGUGAUCUGUCCUUCGCCUUCAACAAUUUUUUCACCGCAAUAAACCAUUACCUCCAGCAGGAGAUCACUAGGCGUAACGAUGAAGAGAACAGAAAGAAGAAUCCUUCCCUCCCGAAGACACCGGAUCCCUACGCAUCGAAGCUCACAGCUGUGUACACCGCGCUUGGCAACGUACUCAAACACAUCACCGACAAGAAUUAUUAUGACUAUAAGAUACCCGGUCUACUCGAUGAGCUGAUGAACGCUGUCAAUGGUCUCACGCCGCAAGAUUUUGCCGAUCCGAACACUGCCAUCCUUGAUGGCAUACGUGUUGGUCUGCGCGGUUUCGUUAACGAGAUGAGGAAGGCAUACAUAUCCUCUUAUGACUGUGCGAAAGGAAUUACGUGGGAUGGUACUUUUACGGACAAAGCACCUGAGGAAAGCAGAAAUGGUGUGAAAGUCUUCUUGACAAUUCAAAAGAUGCUUUCCGAUGACCUGACUGAGUUGUAUACGCAGUUGACUGAAAAGACUGUGUUGCGGGGGCUCAAAAUAUACGCAUCUUCUGAUGACAAGGAAAACACGCUAGGUGAUCUACUGCAAAAAUGCGGGUAUAAAUUAGGCAGUGAGAAUGGUAGGCAGGAUGGCGAGGUUCAGUGCUCUGCUAAAAUGAUGGGCAGAAACAUACUUGGUCACCUUACGCAAAAUAUUCAAAACGCGCACUAUAAUGAACAUCUUAAGCAGUGCAGACCAAAUAGGAAACGGUACAACUUCGGACUAAUCGAUAUAAUAGCGUGCAUCUUCCAACAUGUAAAUCAAUACUACACUGUCUGUCACCUACCAACUGUACAGUCAUCUAAGCUGCCAUGCAACAUCUACCAGAUGCUCUCAUGGCUCUGCGGGCUUACGUAUAAUCCGGUGUACCCGCAACUAUCGCUUAACGCAUUUAGCGAUUUUUUCGAAAAGCCUGAACACUCUGCGCCAGCUGACAGUGAGGACGUAUCCUUCGAUGACGACACCGCCGACGCAUUGCCAGCUUAUCCACAUGAAGUCAGCGUUGCAAAUCUCUCGACCACACUUAUGGAGGUAUGCCAUCAUUCGUAUGAGGUAUUGUGUGCAAUACUAGGCCACGGACACGCAGGUGGUCGUUACGCCUGUGAUUUCAAUACGAACCCGGACAAGUUGUCAUAUCCAAGUAAUCCGUCAAAGUGUCUAGACCUAUGCAUAGAAAUACUGAUUAGACUAUAUAAUCAACUCUACUUCAUAUACGUUCAGUGUCAUCGUGCAUCAAACGCUGUAUCGUGGCGUGAUUGUUAUUAUGGUCGGCACGUGGGCGGUUCGUCAUGGGAGUGCAAUGAGAUACAAUGCGCUGACCUAAUUGCCAACCAAAGAGGUGCCCAAAAGUGUAACCAAAACGCUGACCAAACGUGUGAGCAACACCCGAAGUGUGGCAUAAAGUCGCCUCUGCAGUCAUUCUUGGAGGAUGGUCUGCCUGGGUUUCUCCCUCACCCCUUCAAAACACCCAAUUGCAAACUAACUUGCGAAGCGCCAAACCAUCGUGGCAUACCAUGCAAAACUCCAAUGGGCUUUGCAGAUAUCAGUGUAACGGCGUCACAUACAAAAAAAGGAUCGCAUCUCGCAGAUGCUUUAGCAGCCUUCUGCGGUACACCUAAUACACCCUUGGCUGCAAUCUGCGCCUCACUUACGUGCUUGUUACAGCGAGCUCCGCGGACCUUGGACGACAUGUUCUCAUUCUACUACCAUCUACUUAAAGGUUGGAAUGGUAAUAACAGCAAACGCAAUAUGCAUAAAAGCAAUGCUUUUAACGAUGCCGUCAGCAAGGCCCAUUUCGGUGAAGCAUAUCCAGAUUUGGAUAUAACCACGAUAUUUAAGGGCAGCGAUCACAAGACCGGUAAUCACGUUAACGGUGAGCUGCAUAGUUUAUUUACGUGCGAUUACGGUAACAAAACUGAAAUGGAAUGCGGCCGGUAUAUGCAGCCAUUUGGCCACAAUAUAUGGACAGUUUUCUCCGAAGUCAAUGCCGACAAAUAUCUCACUUGGAUUGUCUAUCUCACGGAAGCAUUUUACGAUUUACUCAAGAAGCUGUACGAAGAGUGUUGCAAAAACUGCAAAACCCCAGGAUCACGGUGUCAUGGUAAGACGUGUCACCAGAACUGUUUAGUUUCCCAUACCUCCACUCAUUCUAAAAACUGUAGGUCAAUUGCUCAGUGCCCAUUCACACGUCCGACAUUAUGCAAAUACGGAUUUGUAUUUCAGAGCGAAUCAAACCUCAGCGGAACCUAUGGCCCGGAAACGAAACGAACGUGCCAAGACUUCUGCAACGCAUUAAAUAAGGUUUUGAAAAAGGGUAAUGUUCUUGGCGAUUUGACAUAUAUCACCAUUCCGAACUUCCUUUGGAAAAUUAGAGAAAAAUUCUUCUGGCUCAAUGUAGCCCUCUGGCUCCUCUCUCUCCUCUACCUCAUACACAUCAUGGUCAUCCGCCUAGACCUCCUCCACAUCAAAUCGCAUUUGAAUAGUCCCUCGAGUCAUCGUAUCGCUGCUCAAUCACUACUUGCCGCCGCACGUGUUAACAAGCUUAACAGGGUGUUUUAUCUGCAACCAUAA
Babesia bigemina is the source of this 4494-nucleotide messenger RNA. RefSeq lists its product as hypothetical. The transcript has a single exon. NCBI's taxonomy places the organism in Eukaryota, Apicomplexa, Aconoidasida, Piroplasmida, Babesiidae. The coding region runs from base 1 to 4494 and encodes 1497 amino acids. The record is from RefSeq and is a predicted model, not a curated record.